Molecule: messenger RNA, 324 nt
Organism: Xylona heveae TC161
Lineage: Eukaryota; Fungi; Ascomycota; Xylonomycetes; Xylonales; Xylonaceae
Exons: 3
Coding region: 1-324 (107 amino acids)
Source: RefSeq, a predicted model, not a curated record
AUGGUACCCAACGCGAUAAUGCGCACUGUGCUCUCAAGAGGAGGUUACGGCUCACGAGCCUUGUCCACGAGCGCACGACGAUUGCAGACGCCUAGCGGUGCUCUGCCCGUGAGAAAGCCCGUCGGCGCUUUCAGAGGAGGUCUCUUCGGCUUCUUGUUCGGCUCUCUCGCUGCUGGCGCAGGCAUGUACUUUUACGUUUUGAACGAGUAUAAGGUUUCCAAUGACCUGCUGCAAGAGGACAUUUACAACCUUCAAUCCGCCGUCCAGCGCAUAGAAGGCUACGUCAAGACCCUCGAGGACCGUGUCGCCAAGCAGAUGAAGUAA